UCCUCAUGAGUGGCACAAUAAGCGGAGUCAUCAGCUGGUGCUCGAGGGCGCACCCGCUGAAUCAGCUCCUACGAGAUGGGCAGGCCUGGCGAUGGGGAGCGGAGGAGGAAGCGGCAAGAAAGGACCUUCUGGCAGCAGUGAAGUCCGGGACCCUCUUGCAGAUCCCGGUGAGGAGCGCUCCCUUCACGCUGUACACCGAUUGGAGUCGGAGCGGUCUGGGGGCAGUGCUGUGUCAGAAGAUCAAAGGAGAGGAACGAGUGGUGGCAUAUGCAAGCAAGAGCUGCAGCGUCACCGAGGCCAACUACAGCUCCUAUGAAGGCGAAGGGCUGGCAGCAGUAUGGGGAGUGACUCAUUUCAGGGUGUAUCUCCAAGGCCGACACUUCACUCUUGUGACCGACAACCAACCCCUGCUAUGGCUGAUGAAGAAUCAAAUGCUGACAGGACGCAACGCUUGGUGGGCAAUGAGGCUUCAAGAGUACGAGUUUGACAUACAGCACCGGCCGGGAAAGACCCUUCAGCAUGCUGACGGGCUGUCUAGGAGUCCUCCUCCACCGAAAGAGCCUCAAAUGGCGGCAGCCGCCGACCAGGUACAAGAAGCGGGAAGCGGACAAUGAGCUUUGCAGAUGCUUUACUGGCCCA
This is a messenger RNA of Closterium sp. NIES-67, 639 nucleotides long. The record is from the annotation of a GenBank genome assembly. Lineage: Eukaryota; Viridiplantae; Streptophyta; Zygnematophyceae; Desmidiales; Closteriaceae.